Messenger RNA from Symbiodinium sp. CCMP2592, 345 nucleotides. Lineage: Eukaryota; Dinophyceae; Suessiales; Symbiodiniaceae. The record is from the annotation of a GenBank genome assembly.
AUGCCCUGGAGGCUCGCUGGCCACUGCUUGGGAGAAAUAUCGAGGCACUGGUUGUACCAUUCGUGCGAGGUUUGCACCAAGCAAGCCCAGGACGAACUUCCGAGUUGCUACGGACUCAAGAAUCCUUCGGCAACUACAUAUUGCAGGUCAGUUUAUGACGGCUGUGAAUGCUAUGUGAUGAAGGGAGAAAACAUCAAGACGUGCGCCAACUAUGAGAGCACGUACGUGUACUGGAAAUGCUGCAAUGGCUACUAUGAGUGCAAGCCGUGCGAAGACGCGAACAAGGAUUGCAGCCAGAUGGAUCCCUGUGCACCGCCGAAGAACGAGACCGCGACGAAGAAGUGA